Cicer arietinum (chickpea) is the source of this 3025-nucleotide messenger RNA. RefSeq names its product protein DWD HYPERSENSITIVE TO UV-B 1. Gene Ontology annotation, cellular component: Cul4-RING E3 ubiquitin ligase complex. Gene Ontology annotation, molecular function: protein binding. The record is from RefSeq and is a predicted model, not a curated record. Gene Ontology annotation, biological process: cellular response to UV-B. Lineage: Eukaryota; Viridiplantae; Streptophyta; Magnoliopsida; Fabales; Fabaceae.
AUAAACUAAUUAUCAAGUUUGUUAUCACGACAUGAUAACUAUUUAUUCUCUCCAUAUCUCUAUCCUGUUUUUAUCUAUUGUGUCCAUCAAAGGGUGUUGUUGAUUUCCCUUCUAGUGUCGUGGAUUUCCGUUUUCCGCUUUGGUUUGUAUAAUAGUUGAUCAUAGCGUUAUUUUUCUGCAAUCACUUUGUGCGAAGCUCGAUCGCCAUGGCCGUCGACAUCCAAACUUUGGAAGACAGGUAUAUUGAUUCUUGCAGGAGACAUGGUGUUUUGCCUAGCACUACUAUUUUGUCAAGCCUUUUCAAGGCUGAGGUAAAAAAAUCCCACCAAGAGCUGUGCAUUCUGGAGAUUUUAAUUGACGAUCUUAAAGAUAUUGAUUUUUCUCCCCUCCUAGACAUAUGCAUGAACCUUGAUACUUCUGAAAUAGAAGCUGUUGAUGUACGUAAUGAAUCAUCAUGUGUAUUAAAUGGAGAAUAUGUAUUAUCAUUGAUGCGUGCUAUUAAUCAAAAGCUUCGAGUAGUCAAACUAAAGGAUGUUUCAUUUGGAAAAGACUUCGUACGGGAUAUCUCACAAAGAGGUUUGGCAUGCCAAGUUUUGACACUGAGGUCAUCACGUCUCCGAAAGUUGAGCUUGAUAGGGGAGUUCAUGCAUAUGCACACACUUAAUCUUGAUUUCAGUUCUUCCCUUACUAGUUUCCAAGAAGACUGUUUUAAUUGCAUGCCCAAUCUAAUGUGUCUCUCAAUGUGUGAAACACGGAUUACAAAUCUUUGGACAACUGUUGCGGCUCUCUCUAAGCUCCCUUCUUUAGUUGAACUAAGGUUUCAAUUUUGGCAGUAUUGCAAUGAUGCUGGAACAUCUUUUACCUCAUCAAGUGGGAAGUCAGAUGCUACUGCUGAUUUUAGUCUGCUUGAUAGAGUUCCUUUUAUUGGUGAAUCUUGCAUUGAUACAAGGGAACUGACAAAUUCCAACUUUAGCUUCGAGGAUCCAAUUAGAAAUUUUUAUUCCUUUGAUGAAGAAAUUAUGAGUGAUGAUGUUCAAAGCAUGGUUGAGGACUUGUCAAAUGAUAGUGAAAUUGACUUGCCUAAUCAUCAUGAUAGAAACUGGUUGUCAGAUGUUUUUCCUAGGUGGAAUUUACAAAUGCCUCUUCAGAGUGAGAAUGAAGAAGAAGAGUCAUCACGAGGUUCCUUUACAGGGAAUACUGUUGAUGUUUCUAUGAAAUAUAUGUCUUGUCAUGCAUCACCAAUAUGUCAGGAGAAACACUACAGAGAAUUCAUGAUAGCUUCAUUACCGAAUCUGAAAAGUCUAGAUAAUCUGCCUAUCAGAAAGAUUGACAAGGAAAGGGCUACUGGAAUAUUUUCUCAAUACUUUGAAUAUCUUCCAUACAGAUGGAAGAGCAAAGAGAGUGUUUUAAGUAUCAUACACAAGCGAGAAAUAAAAUCAGGUCGCAUUAAGGUGCAAUCUUCUAAGCGUAGCCCGUCGUAUCCUUCUGGAACGUCUCAGUAUUUUUAUACUAGGUCUCUUUCAGCUGCUAAAUUGGGGUCUUCAACUUGGCCUUUCUUACAUCCACUUUCUAUACCAGGAUUUGAAUUGGAGAAGGGCUUUCGUGAUAAGGGCUUUCAUCCAAGGCAGUUUGAGUAUCACCCAUCUGACUCCAGCUUGAUGGUCUUUGGAACUUUAGAUGGUGAAGUAGUUGUCAUAAAUCAUGAAAGUGAACACAUUGUUAGUUAUAUCCCAUCACUUGGAGCAAUGAAUAGCGUCUUGGGUCUUUGUUGGCUCAAGAAAUAUCCUUCUAAGCUUAUAGCAGGUUCAGAUAAUGGUUCCCUGAAAUUGUUUGACAUCAACCGUAUACCAAGAAAAAUGACUGGCUUAUAUGGGAACUCUGGUUGUGUUACUUUUGAUGAAUUUGACCAGUUGACAUCUGUUCAUGUUAACUCUAUGGAUGAACUAUUUAUUGCAAGUGGUUACUCAAGAAAUGUUGCUUUGUAUGACAUUAACAGUGGAAAGCGCUUACAAGUGUUCACAGAUAUGCAUCGUGGGCAUAUUAAUGUCGUCAAAUUUGCAAAUCAUUCCCCAUCAAUUUUUGCUACUUCAUCAUUUGAUCAUGAUGUCAAGAUGUGGGACUUGAGACAGAAACCAAUACACCCUUGCUUCACUGCAUCAAGCUCUAGAGGAAAUGUGAUGGUUUGCUUUUCUCCAGAUGACCAAUAUAUUUUAGCAUCAGCAGUUGAUAAUGAGGUCAGACAAUUCCUGGCUGUUGAUGGUAGGCUUCACUUAGUUUUUGAUAUAGCUCCAACUGAAAGUUCUCAAAAUUACACUCGUUCUUACUACAUGAAUGGGAGGGACUACAUUAUAAGUGGAAGUUGUGAUGAGCACGUUGUCCGUAUUUGCUGUGCUCAAACAGGGAGGCGCCUGAGAGAUAUUUCCUUGGAGGGUAAAAGCUUAGGAAGCUCCAUGUUUGUUCAAUCUUUGAGAGGCGAUCCUUUCAGGGAUUUCAGUAUGAGUGUGUUAGCAGCCUACAUGCGGUCUGGCUCCAGGUCUGAAAUUGUCAAGGUCAACUUACUAGCAUCUAGUGGCCAUGUUAAGGAUGACCAUCCCCUAUGCUCGUCCUACAUUAUGGGAGCUUGAUGUACGAUUUUGUAUGUAUUAUAUGUAAAGGUGAUUUAGAAUUGGUUUUUACGAGAAUAAUAAUUAUAGUUUUAGUUAAUUAGUGUGUUGAGCUGACCUUUGCCUACGUGUAAUGUAAAUCCAACGAGUGUAAAUAAAAAAUAUGUAAUAACGACUCAAAAGUUACAGUGAUCCAACAUCAGUUUGUAAAAUUUACUGUGUGGCAGUAUGAAGAAACUGAGCAUUUGUUCGUGUGGCUGUUAAAUUUCCUUUUUAAGCCAAGGUCCCUAUGAUACUGGUUUGAUAAAACAUUAAGCUUUAGCAUGAUAAAGCGGAGCUAAGUGGACCGUCCUUAUCUUUUUUUCCUCUGUAAACUGAAGUUAAAUGUAUCAAUUGCAGCUAGAUAAAUAAAUUUUCUCAAA